This is a messenger RNA of Setaria italica (foxtail millet), 1086 nucleotides long. RefSeq names its product ethylene-responsive transcription factor ERF026. The transcript has a single exon. NCBI's taxonomy places the organism in Eukaryota, Viridiplantae, Streptophyta, Magnoliopsida, Poales, Poaceae. Gene Ontology annotation, biological process: regulation of DNA-templated transcription. The record is from RefSeq and is a predicted model, not a curated record. Bases 260 to 799 code for a protein of 179 amino acids. Gene Ontology annotation, molecular function: DNA-binding transcription factor activity; DNA binding.
AGGGGAUAGCAGUAAAUAGUAGUCUGCUGGCUAGAUAGCUAGACUAUCCUCUGGGCUCUGGUUGAUCACAUCAUCGCAAGCCUUGCCAAUCUGCCGUCACUUGCUCAGCUUGGGCUUCGUCGUGUCGUGCAUGCGGCUACUAGCUGUGGUUGCAGUGUUGUUCUAGCCACGGUUGUCUCGGGCGUGUGCUGGGUGCAAUGCAGAGCGGGUGUUGUCUGACCGGGAGUGUUCGUGCUGGUUGAGUGGUUGGUGAUCUUGGAUGGAGCAGCGGAGGCUGGAGGAGCAGAGGGCCUGCGGGCGGCGCGCGCGGGCGGAGACGCGGCACCCGGUGUACCGCGGGGUGCGGCUCCGGGCGGGGAAGUGGGUGUCGGAGAUCCGCGAGCUGCGGAAGCCCAGCAGGAUCUGGCUGGGCACGUACCCGACGCCCGAGAUGGCCGCCGCGGCCUACGACGCCGCCGCAUUGGCGCUGCGGGGCGCCGGCACGGCGCUCAACUUCCCCGACGCCGCGCGCUCACGCCCGGCGCCGGCAUCCGCCUCCGCCGAGGACGUCCGGGCCGCGGCUGCCGCGGCCGCGGCGGCGAUGGACGGCCGUCGUCAUCAUCAUCACGAGCUCCGCGGCGACAGCGGCGACGCCAUGGCGGCGGGCGGCGUCGUGGACGAGGACGACCUGUUCGAGAUGCCGCGGCUGAUGAUGAGCAUGGCGGAGGGGCUGAUGAUGAGCCCGCCCGCGCUCGGCCCUGCGGCGGCGCCGAUGAUGGAAGCCGACGAGGAAGGCGUCAGCCUGUGGGAUCACUCCUGAUGCGCUGGCUAGCAGUGACGCUGCUUGCCGUAGUGGAAGGUGGUGUUAGAUGGAGGAAACGACGCGCGCCACGACGUUGUGUUGGCGAAUGGGAGCGUGCGUGUUGGAUCACACCUGAUGUGGACAGAGGGCAAAACAUGUACGUUCUGCGACGCGCUUGUACGUACGUUGCGUAGCAUGGACGUGAAAUGGGUGAUGCUGACACGGCACAGGCACACCGAUACACACGUGUCACGUAGUAAGCCAUGAGUUCCACUUCCAUGGCAACAAUUCAGAAAAAGACCUUG